AACGUGGUCCACUCUUUACGUUAAGUUACCUUAUCUAUUCUAUACUAUCAAAUUGUUAUUUGUGCACAAAACUUUGCCAUGCUCAACCCCAACCUAACCAACCAUCAUCCAUGGCCAUGACCAUGAGCUUACCAUCUCCAACCUCAACCACACUCAAACAUAAUAACAACAACAACUUUUGCUUCUUCCCAAACACUACAACAAACCAUCUCACUUUCAUCAAGAAUAAUAAUUAUAACAACAACUUAACCUUAAGGUGCAAAUGCAAUGCAUUAUUUGGAGUUGGAGAUAUCCCUCAACAAUUGGAAGAGGUUCUCCAUUUGGAUUUGGACCAAACUUACUAUUACUUGGAAUUAGAGAGGAUUACAAAGGAUUUGUCAGAAACUCAAAAAUGGGGUUUUGUUGUUUUUGCUGGAAUCAUUUGGAUUUACUUGACUGCAAGGCCUGGUGUGCUUUUGGGUGCCAUUGAUUCUUACCUUCUUGCUCCUCUUCAAUUGGGUUUCAAUAGUUUGAUUGGGAGAAGAAAUUUGAAGAGGACUGAUUUUGUUGUGGGUGAGAAAUUGGGUGAAGGGUCUUUUGGGGUUGUUUAUGCUGGUGCUGUUGUACCUAAAAAUGUUACUCUUGAAAAAAAGAGGGGUAAAGCUAAAACAAACAGGUUGGAUAGUAGGUUCAAGGAAAAAGUCAUUCUUAAAAUGGUAAAAGUUGGAGUGAAAGGGGCUGAUGAGUGUGCUGAUUUUGAAGAAUGGUUUAACUAUAGACUCUCAAGAGCAGCACCUGAAACAUGUGCUGAAUUUCUUGGCAGUUUUGUUUCUGACAAAACCAAUUCUCAGUUCACAAAAGGUGGGAAAUGGCUUGUUUGGAAAUUUGAGGGUGAUCAAAGUCUGUUGGAUUACAUGAGGGAGAGAAACUUUCCAUUCAACUUAGAAUCUGUCAUGUUUGGACAAGUUUUGCAAGGAGUGGACUCAGUAAAACGCAGUGCAUUGAUAAUCAAGCAAAUUAUGCGUCAAAUUAUUACUUCCUUAAAGAAAAUCCAUGACACCGGCAUUGUUCAUCGCGAUGUAAAGCCAGCUAACUUAGUGGUAACGAAACGAGGACAGAUUAAGCUCAUAGAUUUCGGUGCUGCAACAGAUCUUAGAAUAGGCAAAAAUUAUGUCCCUAAUCGCGGCCUCCUUGAUCCUGAUUAUUGUCCUCCUGAGUUAUAUGUCAUGCCGGAGGAGACACCGAGUCCUCCUCCUGAGCCUAUUGCAGCCUUACUUUCUCCUUUUCUUUGGCAGCUGAAUAGUCCUGAUCUGUUUGAUAUGUACUCUGCUGGAAUUGUACUGAUGCAAAUGGCAGUACCAACAUUAAGGUCAUCAGCUGGCUUAAAGAACUUCAAUUCCGAGCUAAAAACAUUCAACUAUGAUUUAAUCCGAUGGAGAGAAUACACUCGUCGAUUGCCUGAUUUAACGAUUCUUGAUCUUGAUUCGGGUCGAGGUUGGGAUCUAGCAACAAAACUAAUCUCCGAAAGAGGAGGAUACCUUAAAAGAGGGCGAUUAUCGGCUUCUGCUGCAUUGAGGCAUCCUUAUUUCUUGUUGGGUGGUGAUCAAGCAGCUGCUGUUCUUUCAAAGUUGAGCUUUAGCAAAGACUGAAUAUGAUAUGGUACAGAUGAGUACAUUAUUACAUUACAUUGCAUAUAUACAUAAAUUAUACACUUUUCAAUUCUUUAAUUAAUUAUUGUAGCUCUUGCAUAUGUGAUUUCAAGAGAUCAAAGUGUACUUUUGAGUUCAGCUAAUAAAUAUAUAAUGAAAAAUAGCUGAUGAAAGCUUUGAUAAUAUAGUGAGGAAAUUUAAACUAA
This is a messenger RNA of Cannabis sativa, 1834 nucleotides long. Its product is annotated as serine/threonine-protein kinase STN8, chloroplastic-like. Gene Ontology annotation, biological process: protein phosphorylation. The record is from RefSeq and is a predicted model, not a curated record. Gene Ontology annotation, molecular function: ATP binding; protein kinase activity. The coding region runs from base 111 to 1628 and encodes 505 amino acids. Lineage: Eukaryota; Viridiplantae; Streptophyta; Magnoliopsida; Rosales; Cannabaceae. The transcript has 4 exons.